UAAAAUAAUAUAAAGAACCCCGUUACACGCCAUUUUGUAGCGUCAAAUCCCAAAAAUUGAAUCAUCCGUGGAGGAAUGGAAGGAGCUGUAUCGUCGUGCAUCUUCUGCCAAAUCGCCCGCUCUGCCACCUCAACCACUCUUCUCCACAAGGAUGAUAGGGUCGUUGCUUUUCAAGAUAUAAAUCCAUCUGCAUUCAGGUCUCUGUCUAAUUUUUCACAUUUUCAUUUGUUUUCAGUAUGCUUAAUUGGGGGCUUAUCAAUUACCCCCCCCCCCCCCUUUCACCCCCCCCCCCCCAAAGGGGGACAGAGAUCCAAAGACUUUUUAUUAGUCAGUCACAUGCUAAAUGUGGGGCAGAAUCUAGUGCAAAGAGACGCACCUCACGCCAAGAGAUACAGAUUCGGUUUUCAUCAGCCUCCAUUAAACAGUGUCAAUCAUCUGCACCUCCAUUGUUUUGCACUUCCCUUUAUCCCCAGGUGGAAACGGGUAAAAUACUCGUCUUUGGGACCCUUUGGAGGAUUUAUUGAAGCUGAUAAAUUGUUGGACAGGAUAAAGCCUUUAUAUCCUCUUUGAUGAUCUGUUCUCCAAUCAAUCUGAUUUCCAAAUGAAAGCCUUUCCAUCCACGAAUUUUUCCAAGAUUUUUUGCAUGACAAAAUACUUUGGUGGUUCUCUUGAGGUAGUUUUUUAUUCUGAGAAAAAGGCGAGUCCUUUAUCCUCUCUGCUGAACCAAUGUUGUGAAUUCAAAAUCCACUAUAGAAGUACUAUCCUACUUGGGUGAACAGCUAAAACUGAAUUCUCUUUGUUUCUAAUCUUACAUUAGAAGGUGGUUGUCAGUGUGAGUGCUCAAGAUCUGCGAUAUCUUUCUGUAUAGAAUUGAAUUACAGUAUCAUAAUUAUAUGUCUGAAAGUUUCAGUUUUUCACUCU
Messenger RNA from Olea europaea var. sylvestris, 921 nucleotides. RefSeq names its product bifunctional adenosine 5'-phosphosulfate phosphorylase/adenylylsulfatase HINT4. NCBI's taxonomy places the organism in Eukaryota, Viridiplantae, Streptophyta, Magnoliopsida, Lamiales, Oleaceae. Bases 76 to 570 code for a protein of 164 amino acids. The transcript has 7 exons. The record is from RefSeq and is a predicted model, not a curated record.